Diorhabda carinulata is the source of this 5455-nucleotide messenger RNA. RefSeq names its product protein bicaudal D (gene BicD). The transcript is spliced from 7 exons. Gene Ontology annotation, biological process: microtubule anchoring at microtubule organizing center; regulation of microtubule cytoskeleton organization; protein localization to organelle. Gene Ontology annotation, molecular function: dynactin binding; cytoskeletal adaptor activity; dynein complex binding. The record is from RefSeq and is a predicted model, not a curated record. Lineage: Eukaryota; Metazoa; Arthropoda; Insecta; Coleoptera; Chrysomelidae. Gene Ontology annotation, cellular component: Golgi apparatus; cytosol. The coding region runs from base 118 to 2406 and encodes 762 amino acids.
AAUUUUUAACAAAUUGUCAAUUAAUUGUGAUGUGACAGUUUCAGUCCCAUUUUAAUUACAUUUUAGAUUAAUGAUUGUAAUAUUUCCCUUUUUUUAAAUUAGUUAUAUGUUGCGACAAUGGCGUCCUCGAACGAUCAGAAUAUUAUAGAAGAGUUGAAAAGAGAAAUAGAAAGAUUAACCAGAGAAUUAGAUCAAGCCAGUAGUGAAAAUGUACAAUCAGCUCAGUAUGGUUUAGUUUUGUUAGAAGAGAAAAAAGAAUUAGAGUUGAAAUGGGAAGAAUUGGAAUCUUUAUAUGAAAAUACCAAACAUGAAUUGAAUAUCACCCAAGAGGCGUUAGCGAAAUUUCAAACUAGUCAUAAAGUGACGACAAAAACGGGAAUUGAAACUGAAGAAUCUUUGUUACACGAAUCGGCAGCUAGAGAAUCGUCUUUAACAUUGCAAAUUUUAGAAUUAGAAAAUGAAAUUAAACAGUGUAGACAUGAAUUGGAAAGAGUUACUGCUGAAAGGGAUCGUAUGUUACAGGAAAAUAAUGAUAUGGGUAAAGAUAAAGAAGAUAAGAAUAUGGAUUGCAAGAAACUACGUACUGAAUUAAGAGAAGUAAAAUUUAGAGAAAACCGUCUAAUAGCUGAUUACUCUGAGUUAGAGGAAGAGAAUAUCGCUCUUCAAAAACAAGUUUCUGCUUUGAAAAGUUCUCAGGUUGAAUUUGAAAGUUUAAAACAUGAAAUUAGGAGAUCCCAAGAAGAAAUGGAUUUGCUGAACUUGCAAUUGGAGGAAAUGACAAAUUUAAAAAGAAUUGCCGAGAAACAUAUGGAAGAAGCUUUGGAAUCUCUACAAAGUGAAAGGGAAGCCAAAUAUGCCUUAAAAAAAGAGCUAGAUCAACAAAUCAACCGUGAGUCUUUUUAUAAUAUUAACAACUUGGCUUAUAGAAUUAGGGGUAUAGCUGGAGAAGAUGCCGUUGGAAGUGAUUGUGAGGAUGAUUUGCCAGGCCUUAAACACCUUGAGGCAACCAUUUGCAAUGAAGUACAAUCUCCAGAUGGUAAACAGGUCGAUCUAUUCUCAGAAGUUCACCUAAAUGAAUUACACAAAUUAGAAAAGCAGCUUGAGGCUUUAGAGAAGGAUAAAUUUUCAUUGACACAAAGCUUAAGAGAAAAUCAGGGAAUGGUUGAGAAAAGCCAGGGCGAAUUGCAAGUGUUUAUAGCUCGUUUGACACAACUAGCAGCUCAUGUUGAUUCUUUACAACACCUCUCUCAAACAGUUGAUAAGAAUUUGGCAAAACCUGCUGAAGAAGCAGCUAGAGCUAUUCAGCAGUACCAACAAUGGUUCAAAAUGUCUGCAAAGGAAAUAGAACUUCUUAAAAAUGAUAUAAAAGAACUGGAAAACCUUACAAACAUCUCUGAUUCCACAUUGCAGCUUAGAAAUGAAAUAACUAAUCUAAAGAAUAAGUUAUUUGAUACGGAACAGAAAUCUAUGGACUUGGAUAGCGAUUUAAAAUUAUUAAGAGACUUUGCUAGUGAAGCUGGAGCUUCUUUGGAUGAAAGUCAGAACACAAUACAGGGAGUAUCAGAAGAUUUAGCCCAAUUAUAUCAUCAUUUGUGUACCAUCAAUGGACAAACGCCAUCCAGGGUUAUUUUAGAUCAUGAAAAGGAAGGAUUGACUCCUAUGACAGAAACGGCUCCACCUAUUGGUGAAAUGUCUAAAAUAGAAUUGUUAAGAAGCAGACUGAAAAAUGACAUUCCUCUACAUGAUUUAGAACCCUUAAAUGAUACUGCCACUUUAUCAAGGCAUGUUUCUACUAUAGUAGAUCAAAUAAAACAUUUGAGAACUGCAGUAGAAAGUACAAUUGAGUUAUCAAAGAACAAGAGAGGUACUACUAAUGAUGGUUCAUAUGAAUCGUCUCGUGACGAAUCAAGCGAAAGUGAAAUUCAAGAACUUCAAGAGCAAGUUGUCAGAUUGAAGAGUCUCCUUUCUACAAAACGAGAACAAAUAGCUACAUUAAGGACUGUUUUAAAAUCCAAUAAGAAUACAGCAGAAGUUGCUCUUACCAAUUUGAAGAGCAAGUAUGAAAAUGAAAAAACUAUAGUAUCUGAAACUAUGAUGAAAUUAAGAAACGAAUUAAGAUUACUUAAAGAAGAUGCCGCUACUUUCUCCAGCCUACGGGCAAUGUUUGCAGCGCGUUGUGAAGAAUAUGUUACUCAAGUAGAUGAACUUCAACAACAGUUGAGUGCAGCCGAAGACGAAAAGAAAACACUGAAUCAACUUCUAAGAUUGGCUGUCCAACAAAAAUUGAACAUCACACAGCGUUUGGAAGAGUUAGAAGUAGACAGAGAGAUAAGAAAUAAUGCCAGGCGACCCAACAACAGAAAUUACUCCAGAGGAGGUAGAUCUGGCGGCAGAGACGUCUUUUAGCGGAGGUCUAGACCGUUUUAUUACGCAUUAGCUUUCAUUACUACCUUCUUCAGAUUAUAAGAAGUAGCAAAUGUUAUGAAUAAUCGAAGAGGGUAGUUUUUUUAAGUUGGGUGUGAAAUCGAUUAUAACGUAAGUAGCGAUUAUUUUUUCUUCUCCUGAAAAUGAAUCGCUGUUUUGAAUAAUCGUGUGUCAGUUUAUAAGGCUAAAGUAUAUCAAUAUUUGUUGCCCUUGAUUAAAAGUAUAUAUGAUACUUUUAGUGCAACAAUUUUCGUUCUGUCCAUUUUAGUAAUUGUGAUAUAUUAUAAAAAAUAAAUAAAUAAAAAAUUAUUUAAUACACUUACGUUUUAACAUUUAUAGGAUGUCAUAGACUGUUCAAUCUCUGACGUCUCCUAUACUUUUUAUAAAAUAAUAAACUAAUAUGUGCAAUUGUGUUUGUUAUUAAUUCACGCCAUUAUUAGUUAUUUUCAUAACGGUGAAAGGUUUUAUUAAAUAUUCAACUGGUAUUCAAAAUUAACGCAUCCAUAACCGAUUUGAAAUGAAAUUGAAUGAAAAAUGAAAUUUCAAUAAAACAGGUAGAAAAUAAGACAUUUGUUAGAAACAUGUUAUUUGAUUAAAUAAUAACUUGUUGAUUUUGUACUUUGUAAACCUUUUUUUGACAUAAUAAUUAGCAAGUUUUCCUUGUUUAAUGAUUUUCCAAUUAGCUGUCAGAAUUGAUUGAAUUUACUCUCAUUUGUGAUGCGAUAAUUUUGAACGCAUAUUUAUACAGAAUUAUCAUACUCUGGAUAAGAAAAUUUAUAGAUUCACCAUUUUUCUGAUAUUUUCAAACAUAGCAGCUAAUAAUUGAGAUUUAUAGUGAUUUUUCUUUAUAUCAUAUAUUGGGAAGAAUUUGUCUUUCUCACAAUAUAGGUGUCACAAAUUUUCUUGUGAAAAAACUCUUUGCAAUCUGACGUCAGAAAUAAAAAAAAUGUUAUCAAGAUUAUUCAAAUGACUAGGAAAAUAAGAUAGGAUAAAUCUAGACCAAUAAAAUAGUUGAUUUGCCAGAUAUAUGAAAUAGGACGAAAUAAUGGGAAAGCAUUGAAAAGCACACAAUGCCUAAAGAGACAAAAAAGUAAUACAAGAUUAUUCGGGAAAUAAAUAUCUUUGUAUCUAUCUAAUUUACCCUUCAUACACUAGUUCUAAUUAUUCAUUCAAUUAUUCUGUAAUUAGGGAUUGUGAAGAGUUUAAAUGAUUUGAUGAAAUUUUUACAAUUGGUAGCUGGUUAAGUAUUCAGUUUUUUACUUAAAAAUGAGGAUAUUUUUGAUGAUCAAAAACCUUUUUAGCUUGUGAUUUUUGUAAAAUAGUUGGUUAUAAAUGUGUCUAUUAUUUAUUCUCCUUUUUUUAUAUAUAUUUUUUAUUUUAUAAAAUAAUACCGGUAGUAGUAACACUCUUAUAGUAUAACUAUUUAUUUUGGUUAGUUAUUAAAUCAAUUAAUAGAGUAAUAGAAAUAAAAGAAAAGUAACCGUUUAAACUUGAAUGAUUUCCAAGAAAAAUUAUGCCAAUUUCAGAGGUUGAUAUCUGAUCAAAAAGAUAUUGUUAUAGUUCAGCAUUACUUACGUGGGGUUCUCCUUUUCCCCGAUCAAAAUACAAUCACAAAAGUAGAAAUAUGAUUCCUGAAUAUAACACUUGAAAACAUUUAGUUUGAAUACGUUACUUUUCUCAUUAUAUAAUAUUAUGUAUAAAAUAUUCUUGAUCUUUCUAUAUAUUUCUGUAAAAAUCUUAUAAACAAGAUGAGGGUAUUUCUACAUGCAUAUAAUAAGAAGAAAACAAAUCUUUAAAAGAGUGAAUGGGAAAACCUUUUUUGUUCAAUUUCGUUUAAAGAGUUAAUAUUUGGGAGUGUUUAUAAAAAAUAUAAGGAUAAUUAUUUUCAGGUUACCCCCUGCCGCAUGCUAUAUCUAUAUAAAAUAGCUGUGAUGCAAAAAAAGUCCAAUUGACACCUUCUAAAUGGCCUUCUAUUUAUAUGAAAUGGUGUAAGACAUGAAACUAUUAUCAUAAUGCCUUACAAUCAUUCCCAAAAUAUUAACUAUGUAUUGAAAACCAUUUUUUGAUGUGCUAGAAGUUUGUGUCAAGGUUACCAAAAAUUGCAAACUGAUUUUUAUUUAAUCAUUUAUCUAUUCGAUGUAAGAAGCAUUUUAAAUAUUAACUAAACAUCAAUUUAAAAAGUCAGAAAGAGAAACAUCAUGUUUUUGAUAUAAACCCUUUUAGCUGAUUGAUAUAUGCUUCUUAACAAUCAGCUUCUAUUUGAAAUAAUAAGCCUAAUUUUUUUUAUUUAAAUUCACCUUUUGAAAUUAUGAGUAUAUAUCAAAAUCAUAUAACAAUUUGGUAUCCGUUAUUGCAACAAAUUGUAAUUCCAUCUCCUAAGAAUAUUGAAAAAUCAAGAAUUAUUAAUGAAAUAUUGUAUUUUUUCCAUUUUUUUAAAGAAUAUCGCUUAGAAAUAUAGAGUUAGACAUAUGUGUUUAAAAAGAAAUUUAGAGUAUCAGAAAAAUCGCAAAAAAAAAAUGUUUGUUUAUUAAUAUGUGAAUUUUUGGGUGAUUCGAUAUGGUCGAAAACUGUCCCAUUUUUAGAAGAAAUCCAUGUUCAUCCAAUUUUUCCGUUGGUUCUGUGUCCAUAAAUGAUAAAUAUCUGAUUAUUUCUUAGGAAUUAUCUAAUUGCUAACAUUCAUUUACUCUUGAAUUUUCUCAUAACAUAUAAACUGUAUAAACAAAAAACUUCCACUUUGAAAUAUUACAUCCCAUUAUUCCAAAUAAUAAACUAAUAGUCAAGAAGCUUUUUGAAUCUCUCUUAUAAUAAUGUAGUAUAUGAGAAAAUCCAUGUAUGUUCCUUAUAUUUUUAAUCCAACUAGUCAUGAUGUCUAUAUAUAAGUUUAAGCUAUUUAAACGUGCAAAAAUUUUCUUAAUUAUGAAUGUUAGUUAUUUGAUGUUUCUAUUAUUUGUCCUCUUUCCGAGCCUAUGGACCAUACGGAAUUUACUCCCGUCCCUAACAUUGAAAAAUGUUUCGUCUCAAUACAAUAAAA